ACGCUCGCGUAGGGACCGCCAGUAGUUCCGUGCUGUCUGCCGUGCGGGUUGGAUACGACGUGUCCGCGACGCGAUAGACUCGUCUCUCGUCUCUCGCGUCACCCCUUUUAAGCCACCCUUACCCUGCGAAACGAACGUCGCGUCAGCAAACGUCGAACCGCGCGCGCUCGUUUCUCUCUCGUUCUCUCUCCCUCUCUCUCCGUCGUUCUUUCUCUCCUCGAGUGGACCCGGGGACACGAGGAGUGUGUUCGAUCGUGCGGAAGAAACGUCGCUCGCGUCGCCUCUCGCGUCGUCCACGCUUCGCACCUGGAGAUUCUCUUCGCUUCAACCCUCCCCCGACGUGUCCACCGCGACUCUCCGAGCGACCGCGUUCUCGCUCGGUGGACGCUCCGGCGGAGUAUUACAUGUCGUGAUGCCGCGGAGUGAGCGACGCGCGCCGCCGAGAGGACUCGCGGCCGAGGGUGCUUCGAUCUCGUCCUGACGAUACCAGCCCUCGUGCGUCACCCUCGGUGGACACUACGCAACAACAGUGGUGCGGUCCGAUUAGAAUAAAAAUGUUGGUGGUGUAAGUGGGGGAGAGGAGAAGGCCCCGCGAUACGGUGGUGGUGUAUCCGUCGGCCUCGUCGACGGAUGGAUCGGGGAUACGUAUUUAGAGAUUGUGCCGGCUCAGUCGUCCGCUCAUUGUCGUCAUUUCGACGGAAGGCAAGGCGAGACGACGACGCGUAAGACGCGCGAGAUUCGCGUAUACACGUAUAACUCUCUCUCUCUCUCUCUUGCUUUCUCUGCAUCCUACCCGCGUAUGCCAAGUGUGUGCGACGUGUAACACGUGUGACAGUUACCCGUGGGAUAUCCACCGCGGAUUAUACGUUUCUUCGACCGCAAAGGGGUGGUUGGAGGCGCCGUGUGCGGGAUUACACAUACGUACAACACAUACACACGUACACACACACAUACACACACACACACACACACAUACACACGCACACACACACAUAACAUACGAAUACAUCAGUGGUUCUCCUUGGUGCACACGUUACGGCGGAUUCAUCCCUAAAGGAUAUGUCGCUAUAGCAGCACUCGCACGGAUCGCAGCUACGAUGGCCGGAUACUCCAGUGCGCUCAAUACGGAUUUCGCUCCGGAAUCAGCGCGGAGGAUGCAACGAUCGGCGAUCGAUGCUAUUGAGGAUGCCAGGGAAUCCUCCGGAUGCGCGAUAACAAGGAACGAGAGCAGAAGAGUCAGGCGAAGAACGAUACCGUUAAUAAUUUGCCUCUCGCUGCUCAUGACAAUGGAGGUGAAGACAGUGGCAGCUACGAACGUGACAAACGCGUCGUCCGUGCUAGCGUCGACGCUGAAGCCGUUUACAACGACGGAAGUAGUUUAUCAGCGAUUCGCCAUCGAGCCGAUGGAUCAAACCGCGGUGAUUGGCAGCCGGGUGACGCUUCCAUGCCGAGUUCUCGAUCAGAAGGGACCCAUUCAAUGGACCAAGGACGACUUUGGCCUGGGAGCGGUUAGGAAUCUCACCGGAUACGAGCGAUACGCCAUGAUCGGUAGCGACGAAGAAGGCGAUUUUUCGCUGCACAUAUAUCCGGUGGAACUCGAGGACGAUGGCACGUAUCAAUGUCAGGCUUCGCCGACAAACGACGGACAGCCGGCUUUACGAUCAAGAUUUGCCAAGCUAAGCGUGCUAGUGCCACCGCAGAAGCCGAAGAUCCUGCAGGGUGACUUCCUCGUCACCACCGAAGAUCGAGAACUAGUGAUCGAAUGUAUAAGCAACGCUGGAAAACCACCGGCAGAGAUCACGUGGAUCGAUGGACUGGGCAACGUGCUACACCGUGGCAUCAAAACCACGAAGGAGGCGUACGAUAACGGUCCGCUGACUACUGUUAAGUCCGUCCUGAGAGUGAUGCCGCGGAAGGAUCACGACAACACGACUUUCACGUGCCAAAGUCAAAAUAUGGCGGAUCGUUCGCCGCAAAGCGCCAAACUUCGCGUCGAGGUACGUUACGCACCGAAGGUAUCCCUCUCGAAGAUCGAUCGCAUCGUCGAAGGUUCCGAGCUUAGGUUCAAAUGCUGCGCCGAGGCCAAUCCACCGGACGUAGAAUACAGGUGGUUUAUCAACAAGAAAAAGGUGAUCGGGGACUACACCACGGAGAUGAUUAUUCACAAUGCUACCCGCGAGCUGCACGACGCGACUGUCAAGUGCGAGGUUUCUAACGAGGUCGGCAAGAGCGAGGAAAGUCAAACCCUGGAUAUAAGAUACGGUCCGCAGUUUCGGCACCCGCCGGUCUCCGUAGAAACGCAUUACGGUGCAACGGAGAUCCUGCAGUGCGACGUAGACGGGAACCCGACGCCGGAGAUUCUGUGGUACCACGAGGAUUCGGAGCGAACGGUCGCUACCAGUCCGAACAUAAGCGUCUUUGUGAGCCCCGACACCGCCGGCCGUUACUACUGCAAGGCCCGUGUGCCCGGCUUUCCGGAAUUAACCGGCCAUGCCAACAUCUACAUUCGCGCUUCGCCGCGCAUAGUGUCGCAAAGGAUCCAAUACGUGCCCGAUGAAGGAGUGGUCAAGGUUAAGUGCACCGCGAUAUCCGUGCCAAAAGCGGAAUCGGUGGUGUGGAGCUUCGCCGGUCGCGAGCUCAAUUUCACGUCGAACAAUACGCCGUUCUACGUGCAAGAGGAAUACGCGGCCGAGAGGGUAGUCAGCACUGUCACCCUACUGGAUCCCAUAUCGACGUACUUCGGGGAUUACAACUGCACGGUUACGAACAGCUUCGGCACGGAUUCCGUCAUCAUCAAACUGACAGCACACACGUUGAUUCCAGUCGAUUGGCAACUGAUCUUGAUCAUCGCCGGACUGGUUGUCUGCGUGAUCCUGAUUGGCAUAAUAGUCAUACUCAUUCUGCAAUGUCGCGAUCGUAUAAAGCAGCCACGGCCGCGAACAACGCAGACUCAAGAGACUGAUAUGCAGGAAACCGAUUCUAACGCCGAUCGAUACAGGGAAAGCGACAGGAGCAGCAACCUCUCGGAUGUCAAAGCGGACAUCCGAGCGGGAUCUAGUGUCAGCAACGCGGAAAGUGUCACAGCCCUUGACAGUGAAGGCGAAGGAAGCACUAGAGGAGUAAACGCCUUGGCGCUUGCUGGACCAGUUCCGAAUCCAUUAUCCGGUUAUCGUUACAGCGCCGAUUAUACCGAACCUUCCUUCCCGCCGAAGAAUAACGAUGGUAGUAACAACAAUGGUUACGUGCCAUACGUCGACUACACUCGCGAUUAUAUGCCACCGACGACGCAGAGCAUGGGCGCUUCGCGAGAAUCCUUGAGCAGGAUAUCCACAAGCGGUAUCUUGUCAUCGAAAAAAAUCGGACUCAGCUCGGCUAACCUGGGGGGCAGCACGACUCCGCAGACAACGCCGAUCGAUCCGCGAUUUUCCGCGACAUAUGGCAAUCCCUAUCUCAGAAUGUCAGCGGCCGAGCAGCUCCGACACGCGCCGCACACAGCCGUGCCGGGAGUCACGCCGGCACCGCCGCCGUACACGCAGGCAAUGAGAAUGAAUAGCUUGAAUACCUUGAACGGCGCUGGCCCGCAGGCCCCACUGUCAGCGCAUUAUAUCACCGGCGGUCCAAACGGGGCCAUGGCGACGGUGAAGCGCACAUCCGCAGUUGGUACGUUAGCGACGCACGUAUGAGGCCAGGGGAUCUAUCCGAAUUAGAACCGUCGAUACUCGGGCCUAACUGAAACUACCUUCGAACUCGGCCGUGCCCUCGAGACGCCCCGCUACUUGCUCGGUCCGCGGCUGGCGACGCUAAGAUCGACGACGCGUGACGCACGACGACUCAUUGAUGUAUCGGAACAAAGUCAAUGUCGUUACGACGAGACCCGCCACGUUCACGGCACGGAACGUUAUAGAGCGGAAUGCGAGCGACUCGUAGGAC
This is a messenger RNA of Solenopsis invicta (red fire ant), 3930 nucleotides long. It is a transcript of the gene rst, whose product is annotated as irregular chiasm C-roughest protein. Bases 1098 to 3683 code for a protein of 861 amino acids. NCBI's taxonomy places the organism in Eukaryota, Metazoa, Arthropoda, Insecta, Hymenoptera, Formicidae. The record is from RefSeq and is a predicted model, not a curated record. Gene Ontology annotation, cellular component: cell-cell junction. Gene Ontology annotation, biological process: cell-cell adhesion. Gene Ontology annotation, molecular function: cell adhesion molecule binding. The transcript has 13 exons.